This is a messenger RNA of Cephus cinctus (wheat stem sawfly), 2390 nucleotides long. RefSeq names its product facilitated trehalose transporter Tret1. Gene Ontology annotation, biological process: transmembrane transport; carbohydrate transport. Bases 105 to 1532 code for a protein of 475 amino acids. The transcript has 6 exons. The record is from RefSeq and is a predicted model, not a curated record. Gene Ontology annotation, molecular function: sugar transmembrane transporter activity. Lineage: Eukaryota; Metazoa; Arthropoda; Insecta; Hymenoptera; Cephidae. Gene Ontology annotation, cellular component: membrane.
CUACAGCCCUGUACCGGAGAGUUACUCUUCGGCCGUGUACGAUCCCGCACCCUAUCGUACAGUUUUGAUCUGUUGGUGGGAAAUAAGGACAAUUCGAAUUAGACAUGGCGGAGAAAAGCUCGAAGACCAUGCAAAUUGUUGCCACCAUGGCAGGUAAUCUCUUCCUGGUGGCUGUUGGGACCAUGAUGGGGUGGUCUAGUCCAAUUUUGCCAAAGUUACAAGUUGACCCAAUUGCUGAUGACAACCCUUUAGGAAUAGUAGUUUCUUCUGAACAAGGUUCCUGGAUUGGAUCGUUGGUAGCUUUUGGUGCGAUAUUUGGCAGUAUCAUCGCUGGAGUUUUAGGAGAGAAAUAUGGACGAAAGAGGGCAUUGCUCUUAGGUGCGGUACCGUCUGUAGUCGGUUGGAUACUGAUUGGCACUGCUACUUCUAUUUAUCAGAUUUAUGUAGCCCGUGCGAGCUUUGGUUUGUCCGUCGGAUUGGCCUUUACAGUUUUACCAAUGUACGUUGGUGAAAUAGCUGAGAAAUCAAUCAGAGGUACCCUGUCAUCUUUGAUUCAAUUUUUCGUCGCUGUUGGUCUCUUGUACGCUUAUUCCAUCGGACCCUACAUUUCUUAUACGCUCUUCUGGAUUUUGUGCAUCCUCAUCCCUAUUCUCUUCUUUGUGUCCUUCGUUACAAUGCCUGAAAGUCCUUAUUAUCUUCUGAUUAAGGGACGCAAUGAAGAGGCCAGUCAGUCCUUGGCGAGAUUACGUGGACAGAGUACAGCUGGAGUACAAAAAGAAAUUGAUGAGUUGCAGGUCAUUAUCGAGGAGGCCUACCGGAACCAAGGAUCGUACGUUGACCUUUUUAGAGUCGUAGCCAAUCGCAAAGCUCUUAUUAUGACCUGUGCACUUAUGUUCUUCCAACAAUUUACUGGCAUCAACGUUGUCAAUUUUUAUGCCGAGAGUAUAUUCCGGAGCACCGGAACUGAUCUCAGUGGGUCCAUCUCGACCAUCAUCAUCUCCAGUGUACAAUUACUCUCUUCCAUUGUCACUCCGUUACUGGCUGACAGGCUUGGAAGAAAAAUUCUACUGAUCUCUUCCGGUGUCGGUUCAGCCUUGACUCUGAGUGCUCUGGGACUCUUCUUUUACAUGAAAAAUGUCAUGAACAUGGAUGUCAGCGAUCUCUCCUGGCUUCCAGUGGUAUCCAUUGUCAUUUACAUGGCGGUAUACACCAUCGGUUGGGGUCCAUUGCCAUGGACCGUGAUGGGUGAAAUGUUUGCCUCCGACGUCAAAUCCAAAGCUUCCGGUAUCUCAUCUUGCUUUUGCUGGUCACUUGGAUUCUUGAUAACCAAAUUCUUCACGAAUAUCGAAACUGCUUUUGGUACACACUCUGCAUUUUGGAUGUUCGGUGUCUGCUCCCUCUUCAGUGCCGUCUUCGUACUUACUAUUCUGCCUGAAACUAAGGGCAAGAGUCUUCAAGAAAUUCAGGAUGAGCUCAGUGGCGUUCGAUCGAGUCACCUUAGCCAGGACGCUUCGAGUUCCACGAAGAAGUGAGAGGAAGUGAAGAAAAUUAUUAGGAAAAUGAAAAUUGCCAAAAUGAAGUAUCGCUUCCGAUUGAGAAAUUAUUUUCGAGAUUUUACAAGUGUCACUGGAAAAUAAAUCUCUAACGAUUUUAUCAUUAUUUCAAGACUUCCGGUUUAACGGGACAAUGCUGAUCAGGACCUGGAAAGAAUUUUUGUAUCAGGUAUCGUUUUUAUGGUAUAACUUUGUACUUCCUCGCGAGUAAGAGACUAGUCAUUUGCCUCGAUUUUUCUUUCAAAAAUCGGAAUCCGACGACUUUCGAUUUUACAAGGCUGUAUUUAUUGUGAUUUUUAGUGCCUUGAUAAGAUUGAGAUUCUUAAUUAACUUUGUUGACGGUAUCUCAACCAGAGUAAUUAAGUUUCGCACCUGCCAUCGCGAUUAGCGAUUCUCGUAUCAGAUCAUGUCGAAUAGAACGAUCGUACAUUGUUUUAGAUAAUUUAAGAUUAAAAAUAUUUUUGGCAUUGAUCUCAUUUGUCAAAAUAUGUUUUGUAAGACCACCGAACGUUUGCUCGAAAUAUUUUUUGUUUAAAAAAUUUCGAGCAAUUGUAGCUAAAUGUAAAUUCGCAUCUCUCGCUUGUUUUCAUGUAUUAAGUCUUAUUGAUUAUCAUGUACAUUUAAUUGUUGUACUUUUAGGUGUCAUCCAAGAAGUAUACAUACAGAUGCAUUUGAUAAAUUUCUAUUAUUUUUCAUUAUUAUAAGAGAAAGAGAGAGAAAUGAAGUCUAUGUUAAAAAUCAAUUUAAAUUUAUAUAAGUUUUUUCAUGUAAGACAAGUGUACAUAAAUGAACUUUUGUAUAUACUUAUUAGCUUAUAAUAAACAAGAAUAAGCUUCA